Messenger RNA from Epinephelus lanceolatus (giant grouper), 1921 nucleotides. The record is from RefSeq and is a predicted model, not a curated record. Lineage: Eukaryota; Metazoa; Chordata; Actinopteri; Perciformes; Serranidae.
CUAAAAGCAUCCUCAACUCUAUAUGUACUUUGGCUUUCAAAUCAGGAUGUACAGGAAAUUAUCUCAGGUCAGCAAAAUGAUGGAGCUUAUGCCCUACACCAUGCAUCUCCUGGUCAGCCACUGCUGUCUGUGCCCUCCACCCAGCCUCUGCUGCCUGUGCCUUCCACCCAGCCUCUGCUGUCUGUGCCCUCAACCCAGCCUUCGCUGUCUGUUUCCUCCACCCAACCACCACUCACUCUGUUCUCCACCCAGCCACCACUGUCUGUGCCCUCCACUCAACCACCACUCAACCUGUUCUCAUACACAACAGACAUCCAAAUGCUUGAUGAUGGACCACUCACUCCUCCAUCUGCCCAGGAUGUAGUCAUUAUUGUUGAUGAACAAGAGGAGCCAAUUUCACAAAAUCUGUCACCUGUAUCACAACAUCAGCUGGGAGGACCUAUGGAUGAGAAUAAUGUCUUGCUGUGUAGCCUGCGAGCAUUCAAACGUAGGAACUUCAACACUGAAGCAAAAUUGGACGUUGCAUUUGUGGAUGAAGAUGGCAAUGGUGAAGGGGCAGUUGACAAAGGUGGCCCAACAAGAGAGUACCUAAGGGUGCUGAUGAGGGCCAUCCACCAGUCAAACAUCUUUGAGGGCCACGAGAAAGAUCGGCAGUUAUCUCUUGAUACUCAAGCUUUACAGACUAAUCUAUACACAUGGGUGGCAAAAAUGAUAGCUGUGUGCGUCGUUCAUGGAGGAGUUGGACCACAUUUCUUCUCUGAAAGGCUUUUCCAGCAGAUCUGUGGGAUACCAACAUCCCCCACAAUUGUAGAUGAAGUUUGUGACCAUACCUUCAGACAACAGUUAAUCAAAAUACAGGAAGCGACAACGGUCCAAGAGGCAAACAGUGCCAUUGCAGAAGCAGCAGACAGUCUCAGCAUUAUAGGUGCCUUGAGACAUGUCUCCAACCUGAAGGAGAAGGACUCCCUUGUCCAGUCUGCUGCAGACGUUUUUGUCAAUGGAAGGAUGCAGACUGCCCUGGACCAGUUUGUCGAGGGGUUUAGAACCCUAGGAUUACUGGAGGAGCUUAGAGAGAAUCCAGCAGUGUUCCACAGCAUGUUCGUCAGUGAGGAGAGGCCACUGCAGGCGAAGGACCUCUUCUCUCUAUUUGGAGUUGACUACUCUGUGCAGGGCAGCAACAAAAGAGCCAAAGAAAACAGCACAAUAUGCUACUGGCGUGACUGGCUCAUUGAUGUCAAAGAAGGAGAAUGCAGUCCAAUCACACUUGAGAAGGUACUGGAGUUUAGCUCUGGAGCCUCAAUGGUGCCUCCACUCGGAUUUCCACACCGUCCACAAAUUCACUUCAUCCACGAGGCCAACAGAGUGUUUCCAGAGGCCAACACCUGCCUCCUAAUCCUCCGCUUGCCCAUACAUAGUGAUUAUGAGGACUUCAGGAAAUACAUGAAGGAGGGCAUUCUGCAGGCCCCUACUUUUGGUGUUGUGUGAACAGUCUCUGAAAGCAACAGUUCACCUACAACAUGUGUCUAUGCAUUUAUGUUUUUCUUGCUACUGUUCCACUGUCACAUGUGACACAAAGAACUUCAUCAAAUACUGUUCCACCAAAAAAACUGUUGCUGUGCAGAGUUUUGCGAUGUUUGUCAAAGUUUUAAAUAUGAUUUCAAACAGGCAUUUUAUAAUGUUUACAAAAUUGACCAUGUUUACAUUAGGUACAACUUGUUGAGAGUUAAAAUUAAGUGUAGAACUGAACCGAAAUUAAUGGAUUGUUUAAACCUAGACCUGGGGUGUCAAACUCAUUUUCACUGAAGGCCACAUCAGCAUUAUGGUUGUCUUCAAAGGGCCAGUUGUAACUGUAAAGGCCCGAACAUACUCAGGCGGAACAUACGCGGAACGGACUCCGCGGAGGUCCACGCUAACUCAAAGC